Molecule: messenger RNA, 789 nt
Organism: Acanthosepion pharaonis
Lineage: Eukaryota; Metazoa; Mollusca; Cephalopoda; Sepiida; Sepiidae
Source: the annotation of a GenBank genome assembly
AUGGCUGUACAGUACUUAUUCACCUGGAAUUACCAGAAAGAUUCUUUCUUUCUAUCUAUCUAUCUAUCUAUCUAUCUAUCUAUCUAUCUAUCUAUCUAUCUCAGUCUAUUCUUAUCUAUCUAUCUAUAUCUCACUUUUUAUACCUACAUAUCUCUAUCUAUAACUUUUGAUCUAUCUCAGUCUUUUUCAAAUAUGUCUCACUUAUCUAUCUAUCUAUCUAUCUAUCUAUCUAUCUAUCUAUCUAUCUAUCUAUCACUAUUUAUCUCAUCCUACACCACCACCCCCUUUGCUAUUUCUGGCAUUCUCCCUUUUGUCCUUUUAUCUCUCUCUCUCUCUUUCUCUCUCUCUCUCUCUCUCUUUCAUUCACUCUCUUCCUCACUUUUUAAAUUACUCUCUGUUUUAUACGUCCCCGCCACUCACAACUGUCCUCUUUCUCACAUGCUCCAUUUUCCUUUCCUCUCACGUUUCUCAUCGAAUCCAUCGGCAGAUGUUACGAUUCAUCAAAGUCAUUCGCCUGUUUUGUCCCAAUCGAAAUUUUGUUUUACCGCCUCCGAAUUCGUCGCCAUCGUCGUGUUGACGGAGCGGCUAGACAAAUGUGUAGGACACAUGUGUCGCGUUGGGCCUCUGUUCAUUCAACUUCUCUUGUCUCUUUUCAUCUCUAUUAUUUUCUUUCCUUCUUUCUUUCUUUCUUUCUUUCUUUCUUUUUCUGCCUCAAAUCUUCGGUUUAUUGGAACGAAAUGUGUUGUCGAGAGGCGUGGGUCGAGGCGGGGGAGUGUUUGCUCCGGUUGA